Molecule: messenger RNA, 404 nt
Organism: Urocitellus parryii (Arctic ground squirrel)
Lineage: Eukaryota; Metazoa; Chordata; Mammalia; Rodentia; Sciuridae
Source: RefSeq, a predicted model, not a curated record
GGAAGGGCUCUGCUGUCCACCGGGCCCAGCGACCGAGGUCGCACUCAUCGGCGCCACGCUGGCCGCUAGCAGCGCCAGGGCGGCCCGGGCUCCUCCUCGGCCAUGGCCUCCCCGCCCGCGUGCCGGUGCCUGCUGUCGCUGCUGCUGCUGCUGCUGAGCCUGGCGCUGCUGGGCGCCCGCGCCGAGCCCGCCGCCGGGAGCGUCGUCCCCGCGCAAAGCCGCCCGUGCGUGGACUGCCACGCGUUCGAGUUCAUGCAGCGCGCCCUGCAGGACCUGCGGAAGACGGCGCGCAGCCUGGACGCGCGGACAGAGACCCUCCUGCUGCAGGCCGAGCGCCGAGCCCUGUGUGCUUGCUGGCCAGCUGGGCGCUGAAGACUCUCUGCCAGUGCUGAUCCCUUUCAAUA